AAGAAAGAAGAAUGUUUUCGUCGAUAUCCAUAACAAUGUCUAAUUCAUCCCUUGUUUAGGAUAUAAAAAAAACCUGCUGAAGCUAUAUAAAGUCGCUACUGCGCAUGCUUAGGGAUCCAUCGGGUACACACAACACACACACACAUGCGAACUUCUACCACGCACGUCACACCAACCUCACUGAAACCUCUCAAACUCUAUUGGAGCAUGCGGAUAAACUUGACACGGUGUGUAAUAUUUAUUCGUUGGGCAUAAUGGGCUAUUUGUGAAUAUCUUGACGAAAAAUUUGUCGAUGUUGUUAAGCUGCUUGUUUUUUGCUCCAGGGAAGGUAUAAUAGCCACUACUUAUUGAUGUCCGUUGGCAGUUGUUCCAAUCACUGGUUUUCCCCGUCUGUCCGAAGUGUGUGGCAUCCAAGAAUGACUUGUUCGUCUUCAGAGAUGAUAUUUUAGGAGUGAAUUUCUAGAUUCUUCCACACUUUUAGUUGAUCAAGCUUCUUCGGUCACCUGUAAUAUACUGAAAACAGUCGACUCAAGUGUUUUAUAUUUGUGUGGCGAUCGUGAAUCUAUUCUACUCUUUUGGAGAUUCUUAAGUAUCGUCACUGAUUUGUGACAGUUGCUAAAAGGAGGAUUUUGGAAGCAACCUUGUGAAGCCGUAGGACACAUCUUUUUGUCUCCUCUAUUUUCAGAGAUGGAUAAACUCUCCGAAUCGAUGAUUUCUCUGCACAAUCUAGUAGAGGCCGCCCGACCAUCUUCGUUGGUAUUUGGUUCCCCUCAGCUCGCCGCAUUACACAGCAUGACUGAAAAGGCACCGACACUCAGCUACCCCCAUCCGGCCUUCGUCCCCGUUUCCAUGCAGAACGGUACAUUCAAACCGAUGGCCAUUCCCGCCAGCAUAGCCGCAUCGUACUCGGCAGGACCGGGCGCCACCCCACACGGCAUCAAUGAUAUUUUAUCCCGACCAGACGGGCAGCAGGCUGCUGCCGCAGCGACGGCUGCACUCGCUAACCACGGACUUCUCAACAGAUUCGCCGGCUACGCUGGCCCGGCGGGGCUGUACUUCCAUCGUAUGGGAAAGCCGCUCGCUGAUUUUGGAUCGGCAGGUCAGGCGGCAGCAGCGGCAGCGGCGGCUCUCUACUGGCCCGCAAAUCUACUCCAUUCACCCGUCUGGAGAGACAGUCAUUUGACAUGCCCGCCAGUGUCAUCUUCGUCUCAGAGUUCCCAUUGUUCAAGAGAUACAUCUACGGACAAGGACGGCAAGAAGAAGCACACACGCCCAACCUUCUCGGGCCAACAAAUCUUCGCUCUGGAGAAGACAUUCGAACAGACCAAAUACCUGGCCGGGCCUGAAAGAGCACGUCUGGCAUACGCGCUCGGCAUGUCGGAAAGCCAAGUCAAGGUCUGGUUCCAGAACAGACGCACGAAAUGGCGUAAGAAACAUGCCGCGGAGAUGUCGGCCGCCAAACGCAAGCACGACUCAAACCACCACACGCCAUCAACGACCACCGACCACUACGCCCUCGCCCACCACUCUCUCCUCGCCGCCGGGGCAGCAUCGGCGGCCGUCGCCGCAUUGGAACGCGCUGGCGACCACCACCAUCCGUGCGAUCUGGAAGGUGACACGUCGAGAAGUGAACGCUCCUUUGACGGUAGUCGAGAUGGUUUAGACGACGACGAUGAUGAUUUGGAGAUUGACGAGGUCGUCGAAGCAGACAUUGACGAUGACGAUGAGAUAAACAGCAAGAGACGGAAAUUAGACAUUCAAAGCAUAGACUCUAUCAUGCGUUGAGUUGAAGUAUAUCACCGACGUGUAAAGACAUUUGUUUCAAUCUUAUUUCAGCCGAGACAGCCGAGAAAGCCCAGAUUAUGCUUGUCUAUGUGUAAGAGUCUAAAGAGCGAAGGUUUUGGACCUAUUCCCAAAGGUUCAUUUCCAGAAGUUUCAUAAUACAGAAAUACAAGUUUUACACAAAAGAAUUAAUAAUUCUGAAAUUGAAAUAGGCUAAUUUAUUUUGAAAGUGUGUAAUUCCGAAAACGGAAUUUAAUAAUUUAAUAUUUUUUUAGGAAUUGUUAAGUUUUAGAAUUGUGGACCCUUUUUUAUUUUGGCAAAUAUGAUCUUUUUUAAUUCUUGAUUUUCAGAAUUCUAAACUUUCAGAAUUAGAUAACUUCGGAAUAACGACCCAUCGGUAAUACGACAUGUAAUCUAAUAGCAUAUACUUGCUCAAUGUCAUUGAAGCCGCAGAUAUGGAAUCAAGGUUAUAUAUUCAGGAAACAACGUACCCUUCUCCCCCAACUUCUCAUGUUAUUCGUUAUCUCGAUCCUACCUAGUAUAUAGUGCAAGAGAACAUAACAUUAGAUAGCUUUUACAGAAACAGAGUUAUGAUUGGUCCACAGUCAGUCACGUGAUAUCAAUCGCGAGGAUCGUAAUUAGCAUAUUUAAAUCCCGGUUACUGACGCGGUAGGGCGGACGGCUAGAGAGAAGAUAAAAAAAAAAGUCAUGAGAUCGGAAUAACCCUUAAUUUCAUACAAGGCUAUCUUAUAUAAUAGAUAUUGACUUUUGAGCGGUAAAGACAAUGUAAGGUCAAUAUUAGUGCGAACUUUUUGUGUUUCUUGUUGUGGUAGAAAUUCUGACUGCUUGUAAACGUUUUGUGUUCUUAUCCGUUUCUUCUUUAAAAUGUUGUCAAGAAAAUCAUAUGCGUAUUAAAAAAACAUGACAAUUUUUUAGGUGAGAAAUAACAAUGUUUCUAUACGUCUUUUACUGGGAAUAGAACUUCUUAGAUCUAGCUCAGGUUUUCUUUCAUUGACUGCAAGAACGUGUAUUUGAAAGUCUGAAAAUCGUGCCACCAGUUCCUGUAAUCCGUUGAGGCUUAUUUCUUUCUUUUUUAAUUCAUGUCUUGUUGCUUACUGGAUCUUUUCAUUUGGAACGUUCUUCCGCGGCGCUUUUUUUUAUAAUGACGGAAAUUGUGAUACGCUUUACAUAUUUGUAUCUUUUAACUCAAAAGUCAGUGAAAACGCGUCGAACCCUUGUUGCGGUCAGUCAUUCAUUUACACGUUUUGAAGAAAAAAAACCGCUGCGGUUGACCGCGUCAUAUCUACAUACUCUCAUACUUUGGUUCCAUUUUCACGACUGUUAAGUUGCAUUCUGUUCAUUUCCUCUCUAUUUUGUGACGUAAAUAUUUCCUGUUGUCUGUCUGAAGUACCAUAUCGUGACAGAUACGUAAACGUGAAGCAAUUAAACUGUUUGCCGGAUGCUUGCCACUGAGUAAAUCUCUCUCCAUUUCUGUUAGUAGAUGAUUUCUUCGAAAAAUGGUAAAAACUUGUUUAUUUGUGAUAAAUUUUGUAUGACAUUCCAUUCAUAGGACUGUGUGGAUCUAUUGAUAUCUGUCGUGUAGUGAACGCAUCUAUACCAAAGAAGAAGAGGCAUAACUUUUUCGGUGAUUUUUUUAAAAUAAAAAAUAUAUAUUACGAACUUUCGCUUACUGAAUGGUCACACAGAAACAAAUGUAUGGUAUUAAUAACCUAAAGCUGAUGAAAAAGAUGAGUUAGUAAUAUACAUGUAGUUAUAAUAGUUUGCCUAGUAAUAGCAAGAUCCAAUGCUUGUUUAACUAUCAAGCAUUUAUAGUCUUCAAUAUGAAAUGUGCAUGUUCAAUAUGGCCAUGGUGUUUGACGAAAUUUGGAAUAUUGAAAAUUCUGUAUUUUCUGAAACUUUGCGUUUUUGGUGGUAUUAUGUGGGUAUCAGUAUCAAUUUUCAAUAAUAUCAUUGUAUUUUCAGUUAUCUAAAUAUUUCAUUUAAUUAUUAGGCGGAAGCGAACCGGAUAUUCCCAUGAACAUAUAUAUACGACACUUGUAUAUGUUCUUGAUUCAUAUAACAUCUUCAGGUAAUGAGACGAUUGCAAUAUUCAGAAUAUUAUUAAAAGGUUCAUGGGAUUUUAAAAAUAAAUAUACCAUUAACCAUACACUUGAUAUAUGUGUAUAAGUACAGGUUUUUGGUAGUUAUCUCAAACUUAUUUUUGAAAUAAAUACAUUUAAAAUCAGGUUUUUGGUAGUUAUCUCAAACUUAUUUUUGAAAUAAAUACAUUUAAAAUCAUUUGAAAAUACUAAACGCUCAAUAUCAUAUAAUAAAGAUAUACAUGUAUUCUCAUGUGUGUUUUGUCGGGAUUUUGAAGAUAUAACGGGAAUUAUGUCAAGUAGUGCGAAUUUUGCUUUGGUUUGGAAUGAGAAUUAAAAAAAGCAACAAUAAAAAUGCGUAUGGAAUUUUAAAGAUGUAAAUAAGCAGAGUAGGUGUGAACGUAUAAGCAGUAUGCCAUUGGUAUUAUAAUGCCACCCUGCCUAAAUGUAAAUAGAGUAUAGAAGUAGCAAAUGUGUAUUUUGUAAAUAUGGUGUAAAUUUUUAUUGUAAAAUUUAUAUCGGUUGGAAUUGUUCAAUAUUAAGUAGAGCAUAAUAACCACAUUUUGAAAUGGA
Molecule: messenger RNA, 4454 nt
Organism: Strongylocentrotus purpuratus (purple sea urchin)
Lineage: Eukaryota; Metazoa; Echinodermata; Echinoidea; Camarodonta; Strongylocentrotidae
Product: homeobox protein Nkx-6.2
Exons: 3
Coding region: 688-1785 (365 amino acids)
Biological process (GO): cell differentiation; regulation of transcription by RNA polymerase II
Cellular component (GO): nucleus
Molecular function (GO): DNA-binding transcription factor activity, RNA polymerase II-specific; RNA polymerase II cis-regulatory region sequence-specific DNA binding
Source: RefSeq, a predicted model, not a curated record